Molecule: messenger RNA, 2822 nt
Organism: Lucilia sericata (common green bottle fly)
Lineage: Eukaryota; Metazoa; Arthropoda; Insecta; Diptera; Calliphoridae
Gene: shakB
Product: innexin shaking-B
Exons: 7
Coding region: 1595-2713 (372 amino acids)
Cellular component (GO): gap junction; plasma membrane
Molecular function (GO): gap junction channel activity
Source: RefSeq, a predicted model, not a curated record
UUGUGUACGGGCGUCUGGUCUUUCGAACUAGUACGGUUAUUAUAUUUGUUUGUUGUUCCGAUAUUUUAUUUUUUCGGUUCUGUUUUUCUUCGCUCGGUUCUGGCUUCAUGAAGUAAAGUGGACCAAAUUUCAAAAAUAAAAUAAAAAAACUUUAUGUUCAAGUUGUGUGUUGGCGUAUGUUGUGUAUUUUAUGUAUGAAGUGAAAUGAAAUGAAAAAAGAAAUUAUAAAUAAUGAAAAAGUCUUGCAUACGUUUUUUUUAAGUUUUUUUACGAGAAAUUAACAGAAGGAAAAUAAAAUAAUAAUAGAAAAAGAAAACUACCUACUAAUAGGCCAGACGCAAAGGGUGUGUGCGUGAUUGCGUGUGUUGCGUUCAUUCGAAAGUGUGCGUGAGUGACUGCGUAUGUGUAUACGUUACAUGCAGAGUUGAUCGUGAAAUUUUUGUUUUCAUAAUUAUAAACAAAAAAAAUCUAUAUAAAAAGAAGCGAUCUUUAACAAUUUGUUUUUAUAUUCUACGAUUUAUACAUGACGUGCCUUUUACGAGAUCAAUAUGUGGUCGUACAAUUUUCAAUCUAUUUCGUUUGAAAAUUUCAAUGAUUUAAAACAAAAAUCACAUUCUUUGAGUAUGCGAUAAAAGGAAAUGUGAAAAAAAUUGUGUAAGAAGUUCUGUUUUCAACGAAAAUGCAUUAAAUUUUAUGAAAAAAUAAAGUAAUUAAGUUCACUAUAAUGUUGAAACAACAAAAAAAAUAUAUUUAACAUAAAAUUGAAAAUGAAAGUGACAUCAGUAUGAUUUAUAAUGAUCCAUACAGGGUAAAACAAACUACAAAAAAAGAAGAUCAAAUAGUAAAAUCGGAAACAUGUGAUGCUAAAAAAUAAAUAAAAAAAUGAGCAUAAAAAGUGCCUUCUUAAUAUUUUGCUCUUCAGAUAUUUUUAUUUCCAAACAAACUAAAUCCAACCACAAUAAAAACAGCAAACAUAAAAAUAACGAACAACGAAAAUUUGUAGAUGAAAUUUUACAAACCAAACAAAUCGAACUAGAAUCGAAAAGGGGAUAAAAAGAGGAAAAUCCUAUAGAGUAUAGUUUUGAAAACAAAAAAUUAAAUGUUUAAUAAUUUUUAAAAUGCAAAAGCCUAUAAAAAAUAAACAAAAUCUUUGCAUAAUCAAUAUAACAACGGAAUUGAAUUUCAAGUGUUUGUGUACAAAACAAUAUACAACGACGAAAAAGCGAAAAUGCCACAGAGUUGCAUUUUACUAUAGUAAUUACAAAAACGAACAUUUCAGUGAUAUACAAAAACAACAACAAAAUGAUCAGCAACUACGCUUAACUAUGGAAGUGUCACGAAAAAGAAAGUAUCAGAAAAUUUCAACUACGAUACGAUAAUAUUUACGCGAUUAAACAAAUUCUAUAUAUUACUUAAAAAAAAACAAAAGAAAAACAUUUUCUACAACAAAUACAAAAACAACUUACAAAAAUAAGAUCGCCUUAUAUUUAGCAUUAAAACGCUGAUACAUUUAAUUAAAUUCAACGCUCCUAGCACUAAACUUCACUUUCAUUUUAUAAAGUGAAGUUAGUCGGUUUACAAUUGUUGGCGAACAAUGUUAGAUAUAUUCCGUGGAUUGAAAAACCUUAUAAAGGUCACUCACGUUAAAACCGAUUCACCAGUAUUUCGUUUGCAUUACUCUAUAACUGUGAUGAUAUUGAUGUCAUUUUCCCUAAUUAUAACCACACGUCAAUAUGUUGGUAAUCCCAUCGAUUGUGUUCAUACUAAAGAUAUUCCAGAAGAUGUUCUCAAUACAUAUUGUUGGAUACAUUCGACAUACGCGCUUAAAAGUUAUUUUAAGAAAAAACAGGGCGUUUCCGUACCGUAUCCGGGCAUUGGCAAUUCCGAUGGGGAUUUGCAUGAAAAGAAACACUAUAAAUAUUAUCAAUGGGUGUGUUUUUGCCUAUUUUUUCAGGCAAUUUUAUUUUAUACACCAAGAUGGCUGUGGAAGUCUUGGGAAGGUGGCAAAAUUCAUGCACUUAUCAUGGACUUAGAUAUAGGAAUCUGUUCCGAAGCCGAGAAAAAACAAAAAAAGAAAUUACUUUUAGAUUAUUUAUGGGAAAACCUAAGAUAUCACAACUGGUGGGCGUACAGAUACUAUGUGUGCGAGUUAUUAGCACUCGUAAAUGUGAUAGGUCAAAUGUUUCUUAUGAAUCGAUUUUUCGAUGGCGAAUUUAUGACAUUUGGCUUAGAAGUGAUAAAGUAUAUGGAAGACGAUCAAGAGGAUCGCAUGGACCCCAUGAUUUAUAUAUUCCCUAGAAUGACCAAAUGUACAUUUUUUAAAUAUGGUUCUAGUGGGGAGGUGGAAAAACAUGAUGCCAUAUGCAUAUUGCCAUUAAAUGUUGUUAAUGAAAAAAUCUAUAUUUUCCUUUGGUUUUGGUUCAUAUUAUUAACACUAUUAACAUUAUUAACACUGAUAUACAGGGUGGUUAUUAUAUUUUCACCACGUAUGAGGGUGUACUUAUUUCGUAUGCGAUUUAGGUUAGUGCGUCGAGACGCUAUAGAAAUAAUUGUUCGUCGUUCAAAGAUGGGCGAUUGGUUUUUAUUGUAUUUAUUAGGCGAAAACAUAGAUACGGUUAUAUUUCGAGAUGUUGUACAGGACUUAGCCAAUCGUUUAGGACAUAACCAACACCACAGGGUGCCUGGACUAAAGGGCGAAAUACAAGAUGCAUGAUAUUGGGAGUAUUAGAAACCAUACAAAAUGCAAAACGUUGUCUCCAUCUAAAAAAACAGUAAAACUUCAAUGAAACUACCAAAAAAAACAAACAAAAAAAUCCAAAAAA